This is a messenger RNA of Fusarium musae, 1725 nucleotides long. RefSeq lists its product as uncharacterized. Bases 1 to 1725 code for a protein of 574 amino acids. Lineage: Eukaryota; Fungi; Ascomycota; Sordariomycetes; Hypocreales; Nectriaceae. The record is from RefSeq and is a predicted model, not a curated record. The transcript is spliced from 3 exons.
AUGGCUGAACGCAAGGGAAGUUCGUGGGCGUGGCUGGCUGUAUUGCCUGUCAUCUUGGCCGCUGCGUUUACAGUGUAUCCUGAUGUCUUUGGACGUUCUGGACCAGAGGCCUUGCCCUCCGUGAGGAUUAAGCAGGGGACUGUUAUUGGGAAGUUUGUUGAUGACGGGACGUUUCCUGAACCGUUGGAGGGAUUCAUGGGGAUUCCGUAUGCGGUGCCUCCGGUUGGUGAACGACGGUUCAGACACGCUGAGCCUGUGGGUGAGAGCAAUGAGACGAUUGAAGCUUACUAUCUAGGACCAAGAUGUCCUGGCAUACAACUUGUCCCUUUCCUCAAAGACCCCAUUCUGGGACCAGAUUAUGAAUCAGAGGACUGUCUCACCAUCAACAUCUGGCGUAAGAAGGGCCAUACACCAAGCAAGGGGAAACUUCCCGUUGCGGUCUUGAUUCCUGGAGGAGCGUUCAAUCGUGGUGCUGCGAGGAUGCAUAAUUCGCAUACCAUGCUUGCCUUCUCAGAAGAGCCAUACAUCGCUGUUAGCAUGCAAUAUCGCAUUGGUGUCUUCGGAGGACUGAACACUGAGUUGACUGCUAAAGAAGGUCUGCUGAACCUCGGACUGAAGGAUGUGUAUGUUGCGCUUGAGUGGGUUCAAGAGAACAUUGCUACGUUUGGUGGUGAUCCUGACGAUAUUGGACAUCUCAUCAUGGACAUCAAUCAGCCAAAGAAGCUCUUCCACAAAGCAAUCAUGGACUCAGGAGCCCAUACCGCACGCGCAGUCCAUCCUCCAAACGCUGCUCUCAAUACCCAGCAUUUUCGGGAACUUCUCGACCUGACACCAUGCUCACACUUCAAGAACCUCAAAGACCCCAAGAUCCUCACUUGUCUUCGAGGACUUCCUUCAGAGACUGUGGACAGAGCAGGAAAAGAGGUAUUUAGACGUUCAGAUCCUUCUAUUCGUUGGGCAUGGCAACCUGUCAUCGACGGAGACGUCAUUUCACGCCGACCUAUUGAAGCAUGGAAGUCUGGCAAGUUCCACAGAGUUCCCAUAUUGACGGGUUCAGCUGCGAACGAGGGUGCUUUCUACGUUCCCCGAACGGCCGAUAAACCUGAAGAUUUCACGGGCUUCUUUCGUGAGCUUCUCCCGCAUCUCACAAAGGCUGAAGUUGCGGAACUUGAGAAGUUGUAUCCUGAUCCUUCCACAAACCCUGACUCACCACAUCUCGACACUCGUGGUAUUCCUGGCGUAGGAUCACAGUAUAAACGCCUCGAGACAGCAUACGGUCAUUACGCAUAUACAUGCCCCGUCCGCCAAACCGUAAUUUGGUCAACAUACCACCCCAACGCCGAACCCGCGUAUCUAUACCACUGGGCACUCAACAAGACCGCCCUCUUUGGCGCAAAUCACGGUGAUCAAAUGCGCUAUCAGACAUUUAACCGUGAAGUUCGUGAGAUUUCGCCUGCGCAGAGAGAAGUAGCUGGGCAGUUCCACGCGUAUUGUACUGGUUUCAUCACAAAGGGCGAUCCGAACGCUAUAAAGGGCAAAUUUGCAAGUAGGCCAGAGUGGACACCGUUUGAAGGAGGGAAGGGAAAGACGAUGUUGCUGGGAAGGGGAAAUGAUGAGAGGGCUGGGGGGACGGGGGUUGGUAAGGCAGCUGAGUUGGUUGACUUUACAUGGGGGGAUGAGCAGUGUGAGUUUUGGUGGAGGGUUUCGUCAAAGUGGGAGGAUUAG